Hibiscus syriacus is the source of this 1469-nucleotide messenger RNA. RefSeq lists its product as uncharacterized. Bases 226 to 798 code for a protein of 190 amino acids. NCBI's taxonomy places the organism in Eukaryota, Viridiplantae, Streptophyta, Magnoliopsida, Malvales, Malvaceae. The transcript has 4 exons. The record is from RefSeq and is a predicted model, not a curated record.
AGUAAGUAAAGCUUCUCUCUUCUUUCGAACUUGGUGUAUGGGGCGUGUCCCUUAGCAUCGGAUCUGGGGUUUCCUUGCUUUCUCUGAAAGGGUCUGCUCAUUGGCGUGUUUAUUGAGUUAAAUUUGUGAGUUUAAUCCGAGGAAAUUCACCAUUUUUGCUUCUUCAAGUUGAUGUUUGUAAUGUGUUUGUGAUUAGGACUGUUACAGUUUGUAGUGAUAGAUUAGAUGGAUCCUAGAGACAAAGCUUUAGAAUUUGACCUUGAAAAUGGAGUAGCUGUUAAUGGUAGAGGCGAUUUCGUUGUGCCGUUGUUGUCCGGUGAUGUCUCGGGUUGUGGUAGUGUGUAUGUGGAUAAUUUGCAGGCAAUGCGGAGCUCGAAUUGUGAUAAGGAUGGUAAGGAGAAUAGAUUAGUGUUGAAAGAGAAACGUAAACCUCCUAAGCCUCCUAGACCUCCGAGACCUCUGUCGUUGGAUGCGGCCGACCAGAAGUUAAUUAAGGAGAUAGCAGAACUUGCGAGAUUGAAGCGCGCAAGGAUCGAGCGGAUCAAAGCCUUGAAGAAGAUGAAGGCUGCUGAGGGAACAACUUCACACGGCAACAACGUGCUUGCCACCGUGUUUACCGUCAUUUUUUGCAUUGUCGUGAUCUUCCAGGGAAUGUCAACUGGAGGUAGACCGACAAGUAACGAAGAAUCUCCCGUGCCAGCCGGAGCCGGAGCACUGAACAGAGGUCUAAUCUCAGUUCAAUUCUCAGAGAAACCAUCUGCCAUCAUUCCAAAUCAACCAGUUUCAGGAUCUCCCUAGGACAAGUACUUGUUGCUCCCUUCCAUCAAAGCCAUUUAACCAAACAACGUUUUGUGUUCACGGCCGUCGAGUCUCCGGAGUUUUAACUUUCCCGGUGAUUUGUCCCUGCACCCUUGUAUGCAAGUCAGGCGGGUUCGAUUUAAAUGUACGGUGCCAAUUUUUGGCCGUGGCUCUCGAAUAAUUAGCCUACAGCCUGCACAGCAACAUACCUGGUCAUGUGUACUGUUUCCCCCUGAUACGCCAUGUUCAUUAAAACUCUUUGAUUUCGAAUAAUAAUAGCAUAAUACUCAUGUUUCUUGCUGGAGAAUCUGAUUUGAAUUUUUUUGAGAUCAACACUCAAGUUGACUUACAAAUCUGAAUACUAUAUGUUUUAUCUUUUUCUUGAUCCUUACUCUGCAUUAAUCUACUUCAUUUGGUCAGGCUCGAGUUCUACAAACCCCGAUAUCUUCAAUAUCGGUAUAAAAUUUCUUCGUAUUUCGAAGGCUUCCUUGUCUAGAUAUAUGCAUCGUUGACGUCGGAGCAAGGAGUUUCCGGUAUUCUUUGUUUCUCCGUCGCAUGUCGGUGCUACCACUCGUCGUACGAUCGGUAUCUUGCAGGUUAAGUAAGAGCUUGAUUUUACAAGAUACCAUGGAGAAUUAAAUGAGUAUUAAUCCGGAUGACAAGUAAUUGAC